GAUAUUUGUGGUACAUUGAGACUUUGUAUGCUCAGCACAAUUCAGUCAAUAUAACAACCCUGUUAAUUCAACAGCGCCCUCAUUCAAUUGAUCACAGGUAGCAACAAGUACACCAUUUACACUACUAGUCGACAUUAGAAUCAAGAUGUCUGUAUCCAAAGCAUUGCAGUUUAUGGAUAAAAAAGAUCUUGAGUGUGCCAUCUGCCUCAACAGGUUUCACCAACCAAAGACACUGAAAUGCAUGCACACCUACUGUCUACAGUGUAUCCAGAAAUGGGUGGAAACUCAUGGAAAGAUGAAAUGUCCAACAUGUGGACAAGAACAUGAUUUAACAAAGGAAGACCUAAAAAAGCUGGUUUCCAAUACAAUGAUAAGUGAACUACUAGAGUAUGUCACGAAAAUUGAGGAUCAGAAACCGACUAAAUGCUCUUUCUGUGACAAUCAACCAUCGUACCACUGCUCAACAUGUCAGCUGUAUCUAUGUGGAGGCAACUGUAUCAAACAACACAAGGCCGUACCUUCAACUAAGGAUCAUCCACUUUACACAUUAGACAUAAAAAAACAGGAGGGCAAUCAAUGUCCAGCUCACUGCAACAACACACUAGAAUUUUACUGCACUACUUGUAACAAAUCUGCAUGUAAGCAAUGUGAACACAUUUUUCACUGUUAUCAAAAACAACAUGAAGUGAUUCCAAUGUCAACUGCUGUAGAUGAGUUUAACAAAGAUGCCAAUGAAAUUGUUAAGUUAGCUCAUGAAAUUGAAAAUAAAUUAACAGAAAAACUAAAAAUUUUAACUAAAGACAGAUUACAAUUUGAUUCCCAAGUAAAGUUAUGCAGAACAGCCAUAGAAAUUCAUGAAAAGAAACUUAUCAAGAAAGUUCAAGAGAAAAGCAAAGAAUUAAUAUCAGAUCUUGACAAUAUAUACAAAACAAAUAAAGGAAAUUUCGAUAGUGAAGUUAAUGAUAUUGAUUCAAAGAUGACUCAAUUAAAGAAUCUAAUAGUUUCAAUCAAUUCAAUAAUGAACAAACCAGAAAAAACAAAAACUCUUUCAUCCAAAAUGAAAACUAUAAAAGCUGUUAAAGACAGUGUCCUAGAAACUGAUUUUGAACAAUCAUUUCAACAGAGAAAUAUCAAACCAAAUUGUAUUCCAUCCAUGCAACUGGAUGAGUUGAUGAAUACCGAGGGCAUUGGUAAAAUCACAACUGCUGAUAGCAUGACAUACAAUGUUGCUGAAGAUGAUGAACAAAUUACUGUGACAAAAGGUCAACCAUUUGUAGUGAAAGUAUCAAGUCCAACAGAAACUAAUCAAUUAGUUGCAACACUACUGAACUCAUCAGGUGAAGAAUCAGCAACUCAGAUGGAAUAUCAGGAAGGUAAAGAGUACAAAAUAACAGGUAGAUGCAAUGUGGAAGGUAAUUGGAAAAUGAAGAUCACGGUUGGCGCUGCGCACAUAAAAGGAUCUCCUGUGAAUAUCAAGGUAGAAACACUGGGACUUGUUCAUACCAUUGAUAACAUAUCAGAUUAUAAAGAACAUAAUAAAACAGAGAAUGUGACAGACGUAAUUUUAGAUAGAGAUGGAUGCAUAUUAGUAUCAAGCUGUAGUAAAGAUAUAUUGAAAUUCAACCAAUCCGGUUCAUUUGUUGCCAGGAUACAGGUACCACAAGAUUUAGAGAUCUAUUGCAUGCAUCCAACAGGUGAUGGUCACAUAUUGUUUAGUGAUGAAUUAAAAAAUUGUGUUGUAAUGUGUGAUUAUAAAUUUCAAAAAGUCCGCUCAUUUGGUAAUUGGAUGUUGGAAAAUCCAUGUGGCUUGACAUUCAACAAGGAAACUAGAGCCUUGUAUGUUGUAGAUCGUGAUGCUCACUGUAUUUAUAAAUUCAAUGUUGAUCAUGGUAGAUAUCUUGGCACAUUAGGUUCAAAAGGUAAUGGAGUGGGUCAAAUGCUGCACCCAACAGAUGUUGCUUUGACCAAGGAAGGUCAUGUGAUUGUUGCUGACAAUGGAAAUCAAAGAAUACAGAUGUUUGAUGCAAAUGAUAGGUUUAUGACAACUUUGAUACACAGUGGUGAGGAAGAUGGUGAACUUGAUGAUCAUAAUGACGAAGAUGGCGAUGAAGAUGGCGAUGAAGAUGGCGAUGAAGAUGGCGAUGAAGAUGAUGAUGAAGAUGGCGAUGAAGAUGACGAUGAAGAUGACGAUGAAGAUGAUGAUAGUAGUGGUACACUCAGUGCUUCAGGUCCUUGUGGUGUAAAUAUUGAUUUUGAAGAAAAUAUUUUAGUAUCCUCAAUUAGUAAUGGAUUAAAAUUAUUUGAUAAAAAUGGUGUCUUUAUAAAACGAAUUGAUCAUGCAGAUGAUGGAUUAGAAUGUCCAUGUGGAAUCCAUGCAAUCUCCGUUAGACCAAGAAGAGUAGCAGUAGCAGACCACAUUGCCAACAACAUUAAAAUAUUUAAUUAUUAA
This is a messenger RNA of Anneissia japonica, 2449 nucleotides long. Its product is annotated as tripartite motif-containing protein 2-like. Gene Ontology annotation, cellular component: nucleoplasm; chromatin. The record is from RefSeq and is a predicted model, not a curated record. The transcript is spliced from 2 exons. Gene Ontology annotation, biological process: positive regulation of DNA-templated transcription. The coding region runs from base 146 to 2449 and encodes 767 amino acids. NCBI's taxonomy places the organism in Eukaryota, Metazoa, Echinodermata, Crinoidea, Comatulida, Comatulidae. Gene Ontology annotation, molecular function: ubiquitin-protein transferase activity; protein binding; zinc ion binding.